This is a messenger RNA of Sinocyclocheilus rhinocerous, 747 nucleotides long. Its product is annotated as serine/threonine-protein kinase N2-like. The transcript is spliced from 2 exons. Gene Ontology annotation, biological process: protein phosphorylation; signal transduction. Gene Ontology annotation, molecular function: protein serine/threonine kinase activity; small GTPase binding. The annotation marks the transcript as partial. NCBI's taxonomy places the organism in Eukaryota, Metazoa, Chordata, Actinopteri, Cypriniformes, Cyprinidae. The record is from RefSeq and is a predicted model, not a curated record.
GGAUUUGACUCCAGCUGGGAGAGCAGAGCAGAGCAGAGGAGCGGAGCGUGUUCAACAAUACACGCAUUCAAAACAUUCGCAUUUCCACGUCCCCGUACGUGGAUCUGUCACGGAAAACUAUUGCACUGGUUUCUUGAAACUUUUAAAGCUUUUAUACAAUUGCUGUUUAUAUAUCAAACAAGGAUAUUUGGGCAGCGUCGUGGGAAUUGGGAAGUUUACCGGCUGCGCUAUGGAAUAACGUUAGCCCAAGUCGUGGAUCCGAUGUGUUUUCUUCAGCUUCAGGAAGAAAUACGAGCUAACUCGGAGAGAAGUGGAGAGGUUUAACUUCUCUCUGACAUUCCUCCUUUUUGCUCCCUUGAGUUUGAUUUGAAGUUAUUGAGAGGCAAGAUGGCGGCCGAUCCCGUGCAGGGUGAUACUCGGGGUCAGAUGGUUUCAGAACGUCUUGGUCUUGGCCAAAAUCUGGACCUUUCGGACACCAUGGUCCAACAAAAGCUGGAUGAGAUCAAGGACCAGAUAAAACGAGAGAUCCGCAAAGAGCUGAAGAUCAAAGAAGGAGCUGAGAACUUGAGGAAGGUGACCACAGAUAAGAAGAGUCUGGCUUAUGUGGACAACAUGCUUAAAAAGUCCAACAAGAAGGUGGAGGAACUGCACCAGGAGCUUCAGGAACUGAAUGCACACAUAGUGGUGAAGGACCCAGAGGAGGUUGUAGGUAUGGCUGAAUUCACUCCGUCUGUCUCUUUACCUUCU